Molecule: messenger RNA, 2735 nt
Organism: Ziziphus jujuba (common jujube)
Lineage: Eukaryota; Viridiplantae; Streptophyta; Magnoliopsida; Rosales; Rhamnaceae
Product: BTB/POZ domain-containing protein DOT3
Exons: 6
Coding region: 183-2111 (642 amino acids)
Molecular function (GO): protein binding
Source: RefSeq, a predicted model, not a curated record
GGUUUGAUCCUUACAGAGAACAAUAAUAAAUGCUAAAAUCAACCAACCCCUUGCAAUAGCAAUUCUAACACGAUCCACAAACUCACCUCUCAUACAUUUAUUUCCACCAAGCCCCAGCUCUUGUUAUAUGGCACUUGCAUUAUUCAACAAAACUGAAAUUGUGUCUUACUCACAGUCAUAACAUGACUGAAGCCAGAGUAUCCGUUUCCAUGGAAAAGUCUCAAACUCGGCCUGAAAGCCCUUCCGGAACAGAUCGUUUCCAUAGCAGCCAUGAUCAAGUUGUUCACCCUCAGAGUAUUGUCACACUCAUACCCACCAAGUUUAUCGCCGUAGCUGAUGGCUUUGAAAGGAAAGAGCACUCCUGGUACAAGUUUAUCUCUUCUCAAAUCCCAACAGACUUUACAAUUCAAAUUCAGGAAGUCAGUUUCAGUGUUCAUAAGUAUCCAUUUGUAUCAAAAUGUGGCUAUUUGAGUCGAUUGGAACUACAGCCCUCAAAAUCAGAUUUCAGCUCUGACAUCAAGCUCGAAAAUUUCCCAGGUGGAUCAGAAACCUUUGAAAUCAUACUAAAAUUCUGUUAUGGUCUCCCAAUAGACUUAAACCCCCAGAAUGUAGCUCCACUAAGAUGUGCAUCAGAAUAUCUGGAAAUGACCGAAGAACUUGAAGAUGGCAAUCUUAUUUCCAAGACUGAAGCCUUUCUCACGUUUGUUGUCUUCUCUUCAUGGAAAGACACCAUUACUGUACUCAGAGCUUGUGAAACUCUGUCUCCUUGGGCUGAGAAUCUCCAAAUUGUCAGAAGAUGCUGCGACUCUAUUGCUUGGAAGGCUUCCAGAGAUACCAUAACUGAAGAUUCAGUCAAUGAAGAAGGCUGGUGGUCUGAUGAAGUGACUACUCUUCGUAUUGAUCAUUUUAUGAGGAUUAUAACAACACUAAGGGCGAAAGGUACAAGACCAGAAAUCAUAGGUAAAUGCAUCAUGCACUAUGCGGAGAGAUGGUUGCCAGGCAUGGAUGUGGAGAUGGAAGGACUAAGAGGGUAUGGACAUGUGAAGAAAGAUUUGCAGUUCAGUAUUCUAAGCAAAAGGAAAGAAGAUGUAGGUAUUGGACAUAGCAAGGAGCAAAAAGCAAUCAUUGAAAGCCUAGUUAGUCUGCUUCCACCUCAACAUGAAGCUGUUUCUUGUAAGUUCUUGCUGAAGAUGCUACGGGCAGCCAUGAUGUGUUCUGCAUCACCGGCUUUAAUUUCAGAGCUCGAAAAAAGAGCAGGGAUGAUGUUGGAGCAUGCUAACGUGAAUGAUCUUCUGUUUCCAAGAUACAAAAUUGCAGACCAAGGAAAACUUUCGAACAAUGACUGGAUCAGCUCCCCUGAAGAAUGCACAAUGCAUGACAUAGAUGUGCUGCAAAGGAUUGUAGAAUACUUUUUGAUGCAUGAACAGCAACAGCAACAUAAAACAGGAAAAAGCAAUGUCAGCAAGCUCUUAGACAACUGCUUGGCAGAGGUUGCACAAGACCCAAAUCUUUCAGUCACCAAGUUUCAAGUUUUAGCCGAAUUAUUGCCAGAAAAUGCUAGAAUAUGUGAUGACGGUCUUUACAGAGCCAUUGACAUCUACCUCAAGACUCAUCCUUCACUACCCGAGCAUGAACGGAGAAGGCUAUGCAAAACAAUGAACUGUGAGAAACUAUCACUUGAUGCAUGCACCCAUGCUGCACAAAAUGAUCGUUUGCCACUCAGAACUAUUGUCCAGCAUUCGCAGGUCCUGUUUUCAGAACAAGUAAAGAUGAGGGCAGCAAUGCAAGAGAAGGAGGCAGCACCAAGUGGAAAUAACUCUGAACAAGAGGGAAACCAUUCAUCUACAGACAUGGAAAUCAAGACUCUCAAAGCAGAACUCGAAAGUGUAAAGAUGAAGAUGAUUGAACUACAAAACGACUACGUUGAGCUGCUACAAGACUAUGAAAAACUAAGUAACAAGAAUAAACACACAUCAGGUUGGAGUAUUGGUUGGAGAAGGAUCAAGAAAUCUUUUCAUACAAAACCUGACAAAGAUGAAACUGGUGGUGAAGAACAACAAAGAAGUAAUCCCUCCAGAAUCCACUUCAGACAAAGGCAAUCCAUAUCCUAAAUCUUCUUAACAUGAAACAUCCAGCAGCAUAAAUGCCAACUCUAGCCUUAGGCCUUCAAGAGCAAAAUCUCCGUCUCCCGCCAAAGUUUGGCUAGUUUCUUACACACCAUUAAAAUCUCUGUCUCCCACCAAAGUUUGGCUAGUUUCUUAUACACCAUGUGCCAAAAAUGAUUGUCUGGUUUUGUUCAACCAAUAUACUAAGUAGACGAUGUCUUUUCUUCGAUAUCUGCAGUGUAUUCUACAACAUCAAGUUGACCGCAUGUUUUUCUACAAGCCAAAAAUCUAUUUUUAUUCUUCUACCUUUUUGGCAAAGUUACAAACCUAUACUAUAUAGCACUGGAUAUACCACAUGGAAACACAGACAAAAAAAAAGUUAAAUCAACAUGAAGGAUGUACUACCGAAGAAUUAUCAUUACAGUCUAUUCUUCAAAAGGAGUACCCAGUACCUGCAAUUACAUUGAUUUUAAAGCAAGCAAAAUAUUUUCUUCAAUCUUCUGGAGUCACUAACACAAACAUAAGGUAUCCAUCCAUGUUGAGAUAAUGCUAUCAAAAAUGGCAAAAUUCUGAGAGAAACCGAAAAAAAAAAAAAAAAAAAAAAAAAAAAGAAGAAGAAGAAGAAGCAAA